GCGCAGGAAAGGAAUGAAUUAAAAGAUUCACAACCGUUGAUCUUCAGAUCUCUCUGCCAGUUUCUUUUUUAUAUCGCGACUAACAGUUGGCGCCGAAACACCAAAAUUAUUAGGGCUUCUCCGCCCUGCUUCGAUUCAGCGAGUAGGGCUUCGUGGCUUUUCUCCGCAUGAUUACGCGGUGGACGAGUUUUCACCGCAAUCAUGAGAGCUCGGGUAGUUGUUUUCCCCAUUAAAGAAAGGAAUUGGUGCUUUAGCCGGUCCCUCGAUCCCGCCGCCGCGCUUGAAUCCUCUUCGGCGCCGCAGCAAUUGAGGGAUCUCUUUAGGAACAUCACGUCCACGCGAAGAUCGGUCCCAGAAAACGCCGAGAUCGUUGUGGACUUUGUAUCGGAAAAGAUGAAUCGAGCAUGGGUUACCCUGGAGAAGGCUCCAGAGGCCACAUUGAAGAGUAAACUGCACAGUUUGGGUUUGUGGCUCCUGUCGAGAGUGAAGCCAUCUGAAGUGUUCUUGAAAUCUGUUUCUAAGGAUGUUACGGAAGUUGAAAUCACCUAUCCAGCAAGUUUGAAUCCUCGUCUUGUUCGCAGAAGAUUGCGACAUAUAGCUAUGAGGGGAUCUGCAAUUCAUAGGAAGCAUUUGUAUGGCUCAGUGACUUUACUUCCCUUAACUUCAGUUCUCACUGUUUUACCACUGCCAAACGUACCAUUUUUCUGGAUCUUGUUCCGUGCAUAUUCUCAUUGGAAGGCUCUCAAGGGAAGUGAGCGAUUACUACUACUUGUUUCAGAUUGCUCAAGGACAUGGAGUUCGAUUGCCAGCAAUGAGGAGGGGAAUGGUUCCAAGGAUGAAAGUGAUCAUGGAGCCAAAGCUACGCCCAAGUCUCCAUGGGUAAGUUUAUUAAGAUGACUGAUUACUUGUUCU
This is a messenger RNA of Dendrobium catenatum, 912 nucleotides long. RefSeq lists its product as uncharacterized. Gene Ontology annotation, cellular component: mitochondrial inner membrane. Lineage: Eukaryota; Viridiplantae; Streptophyta; Magnoliopsida; Asparagales; Orchidaceae. The record is from RefSeq and is a predicted model, not a curated record. The coding region runs from base 202 to 897 and encodes 231 amino acids. Gene Ontology annotation, biological process: potassium ion transport; proton transmembrane transport. The transcript has 7 exons.